UUUUUAUUCGUAAGGGUAUCUGUCAAAGCCUUGUAGUUUUUUGUGUUUGAACUCUUUGUUUUUUUUCCAAAAAAGUUUAAAGUAAUGAUAAAGGAGGGGGUCUUGUGAGCUGGAAUACUUCGAAGAGAAGGAAUUAGAUAACUACUGCCAGUCUGCGACAAAUAUAUGAGUUGAAGAGGAAAAAAGAAAUAUUUUUCUUGUUUUGUAUUAUUAGUUUGGACAGACUAUUACCAAAUGGAAGAAUCUUCAAACGGGAAACUAGAGCAGAUCCAGAAAGUGGAGUCACAGGAGGAGGAUAAGAAAAUAGUUGUUGAAGAGUUAGGAGAGGUUCAAGGUGACGCUGAAUCAGUGAGAGAAAUUGUUGAUAAUCGGAAUCCUGAGUCUGCAAAUGUUGACCGUGAUGAUCCUCAGGUUGUAGAUUCAAGAGAAUUGGAGGAGGAGAAAACGAUAAUCGACUCAGUUGUUGAUCCAAAUGAGCCAGAGGCUUCCCUUGCAAAAGAGUUAACUGAGGAUGCUGAAGUAGCAGUUGAGAUGUCAGAGGCUCAUGGUGAUAUUGCUGAAUCAGAAUCUAAGGAAACUGAAGUCAGAAUUUCGCAGUCUUUGGAGGAGAGCAACUGUGUUUCUGCUGAUGAAACAAAUGACUUAUCCACUGAGGAAGAAACUUUGCCUUCUGAUGAUGAGAAAAAUGAGGUUUCUCAAGCUGUGACAGAGACGAUUGGGGAAAUAAUUUUGCCCUCUUCUGAGGAGAAUAGCGAGGCUCCUCCAGUUAUAACUGAUAUUGUGUCCAAGGGAAUUGAGGAAACAAAAUUGCCAGUUUUGGAACAGCAUACUGAGGAAUCAUCCAAGGGAAAAGUUGAUGAACUAAACCAGGCAAUGGCAAAUUCAGGAACUGUUGACGACACCUGUAAUCCCCCUGAAUUGGCCAACGAGCCUGAGACUAUUCCUGGAAGCACUGGAAAUCCGCCUAGUAUAUCUUUGACUCAGGGCAAUUUCCGACCAACUUCAUGGAGAAGCUGCUGUGGACUUCUUGACAUUCUGCGUCGCUCUGAUAGAUAAAUUGAAGUGGUUGAUCUACUAUCAUGCACACUUAUAUUAAUUUCCCAGUGUUUAGACUCUAGAGUCUCUUUUAUAUCGAUUGUAAAAUCUGCAUGAUUUUUAGUUGUAUUUCCUAUAACAAGGUAAUUCUAAAAGCCUUGCUUUCGAUUUCAGAAAAUAAUUGAAAAGGAUUCAAAAAAUGAACUUGGCGAUUGUGAAUGAGAAAUAGGGAAAGAUUUACAUAAAGCAGGAGAGUAUGUAAGUUGUGGUGAUCAACUAUGGACUGUGGAUUAUGGUCCCAGUAGAUUGUGUUUUCUAUCCAUCAAUUGAGGAUGAAAAUUUAUGGGUUUUUUUCUUUUCA
Molecule: messenger RNA, 1396 nt
Organism: Mangifera indica (mango)
Lineage: Eukaryota; Viridiplantae; Streptophyta; Magnoliopsida; Sapindales; Anacardiaceae
Exons: 2
Coding region: 235-1056 (273 amino acids)
Source: RefSeq, a predicted model, not a curated record